CAAGGUGCUUAUUUAAGCAUUCAGCUCAGGCUCUCUGGUCUUUUUCUUUCUCAUUCCUCAUUUUGUUCGUUUUGGGUUCUUGUGAUAAUCUGUUAGAGUAUAGUAUUAAAGUAGCCAAGCAUCUAUUCAGCUUUGGAUUUGAAUCUUGAAAAUUUUAUAUUAGAUCUGAAGGUGAGCUGAUGUGCUAACACCCGGACACCCAGACAACGAAUUCUUCCUUAAUCUCCCCUCGGUAUCAAAUGCAGGCAAAAGUUUCCCCUAAUCCACCCUCUUUUCCAGAUUUUGGUUUGCAGCAUGGUCAACAGAGGUGGGAAGAACCCUCUAUGUCAGAUUACGGUAUCCGGAUGGAAGCCUUGUUUAAAGAAUUCAACCAAGCCUCCGGAAUCCAGUCCUUGUUUCCAUGUGAUUCAAGCAACGGGAUUAAGAUCCCCAAUCAAGAAAAUUGUCAGAUGGGCGACACAUCCCGAACUGGUAAACUCCAAGAUUGGGAUCCCACCAUGAUGUUGGAAAAUCUUUCUUUCCUGGAAGAUAAGAUUCAUCAGCUUCAGGGUCUAGUGCAGUUGAUUGUUGAUCAGAAAGGUCAACAAUUCAGACAACCUGAUGAAAUUAUUACUCAAGAAAAGCAGCUUGUCACAGCCGAUCUGACGUCGAUUAUAGUUCAAUUGAUCUCUACAGCAGGUAGUCUUCUUCCUUCUGUCAGGCUGACUACUUCAGACACCAGUCCAUCUGUUGGACAGCAUGGCCAGAUUCCCGGGAUGACUUUUCCUUCUGGACUGGAUAUGAGUAAUAGUAUCCAACCACAACGUGAUAUUAGAGAUAAAAUAUCUGAUCAUUCCAACCAGAUUGACCUGACUAAUACGUGUGAAAUGGAGCAAAUCCACGUGGAAGAACACGAAUCAAAAGACGAAGAGGAUGUGGAUGAGGGCGAGAACCUUCCACCAGGUUCCUUUGAGAUUUUACAGCUAGAAAAAGAAGAAAUCCUUGCUCCUCAUACACACUUUUGUACAAUAUGUGGGAAGGGAUUCAAGAGAGAUGCAAAUCUUCGGAUGCAUAUGAGAGGCCAUGGUGAUGAGUACAAAACCCCGGAAGCGCUUGCAAAACCUAACAAAGAAUCCGCGUCUGAACCAAAGCUCAUCAAGAGAUAUUCCUGUCCCUACCCUGGCUGCAAGCGUAACAAGGAUCACAAGAAGUUUCAACCUCUGAAGACUAUUUUAUGUGUGAAAAACCAUUACAAAAGAAGUCACUGUGACAAGAGUUACAUUUGCAGCAGAUGCCACACGAAGAAAUUUUCUGUCAUGGCAGACCUUAAAACUCAUGAAAAGCAUUGUGGUAAGGAUAAAUGGCUUUGUUCAUGUGGCACAACAUUUUCAAGGAAAGACAAGCUUUUUGGACACAUUGCUCUGUUUCAAGGCCAUACACCAGCAAUACCCUUGGAUGAAUCAAAAGCACCAACUGGGCUGGCUGAUAUGGAAAGCAAGGAGAACAAUAGCAAGGGAGGAAGCUUUGGAUCAAAUGCUUCUUGUGAUAGUGGCAUUCAAAACAUCAUGGAUAUGAAAGGCAUUACUGACGAUCCUAUCAGUUAUCUCUCAUCAUUGAACUAUGAAACCUGUAACUUUGGUGAAUUCAAUGAUUUUCCUCGACCCCCAUUUGAAGACACUGAAGGUUCAUUUCCUUUUCUCAUGUCUGAAUCCUUCAACUAUGCUCCUAAAUGUGGAGGAGAGUCAAGUUCUGACAAUCUGUUGUGAAUCUUGUGAUGAUCUAUGAUUAUGAUGACGACGACUACGACGACGCUGCUCUAGUUUUACAUUGUGCAGGGAUUCAUUUACUUUACUGAUUUCCUUGAAAUUUGUAAAGCAUAGUAAUCUCGUGUACUUGCAAUUCCGUAAUAUAGAAAGACAUUUCCUUGAA
Molecule: messenger RNA, 1908 nt
Organism: Prosopis cineraria
Lineage: Eukaryota; Viridiplantae; Streptophyta; Magnoliopsida; Fabales; Fabaceae
Product: protein SENSITIVE TO PROTON RHIZOTOXICITY 1-like
Exons: 2
Coding region: 240-1745 (501 amino acids)
Biological process (GO): response to aluminum ion; response to acidic pH
Source: RefSeq, a predicted model, not a curated record